AUAAACCCAAUCUCCAGCCAGCUACACAAACAUUGGAACAAUAGUUCGCCAUGGCUGCUGCUCCAGCAAUCCAGUUGCCGGAGGCGUACCAAGCCGGCUCUCUGGCGGUGCCGCCAUGGCUGAACAAAGGCGACAACGCGUGGCAAAUGAUAUCCGCCACGCUCGUCGGCCUACAAAGCGUGCCGGGGCUUGUCAUACUCUACGGCAGUGUAGUAAAGAAAAAGUGGGCGGUGAAUUCAGCUUUCAUGGCUCUAUACGCUUUUGCGACGGUAGUGAUCUGUUGGGUAUUAUGGGCUUACAAGAUGUCGUUCGGUCACAAGCUGCUUCCUUUCUGGGGAAAAGGCGGACCGGCUCUGGGGCAAAAGUUCCUCCUCGAAAUGGCUAAGCUGCCUGAAACAACGCAGUACUUUGGUAACGGUGAAAUCGAGACGGGCAUGGCUCGGCCCUACUACCCCAUGGCGACAAUGGUGUGGUUUCAGUGCGUGUUUGCAGCGAUCACGCUCAUAAUUUUAGCGGGGUCGCUGCUGGCGCGGAUGAACAUCAAGGCGUGGAUGAUGUUUGUGCCGCUCUGGCUUACUUUCUCUUACACUGUCGGAGCCUUCAGCUUGUGGGGUGGCGGAUUCUUGUUCCAUUGGGGUGUCAUGGACUAUUCCGGUGGUUAUGUCAUUCAUCUUUCUUCAGGGAUCGCCGGAUUCACAGCUGCUUACUGGGUAGGACCAAGAUCAAGAAAAGACAGGGAGAGAUUUCCGCCAAACAACGUUAUAUUAACGCUGGCAGGAGCAGGGCUAUUGUGGAUGGGAUGGGCGGGCUUCAACGGUGGAGAUCCUUACGCAGCCAACAUUGACUCAUCUAUUGCCGUCCUUAACACCAACAUAUGUGCCGCUACCAGUCUUCUAGUCUGGACGUGGCUCGAUGUCAUCUUCUUUAAGAAACCCUCAGUUAUUGGAGCCGUACAAGGGAUGAUCACCGGGCUCGUUUGCAUCACACCUGGUGCAGGUCUUGUUCAGGGAUGGGCGGCUAUAGUCAUGGGAAUAUUGUCGGGCAGUGUUCCAUGGUUCACCAUGAUGAUCGUACACAAGAAGUCAAAAUUGUUCCAGAAGAUUGAUGACACGCUGGGCGUGUUUCACACCCACGCGGUGGCCGGGUUGCUCGGCGGAAUCCUUACAGGGCUCUUUGCAGAGCCCGAACUCUGCAAGCUCUUUCUACCCAUCACGAGCUCCAGGGGAGGAGUGUAUGGAGGAUCCGGCGGGAAGCAGAUCCUCAAACAGAUCGUCGGUGGCUUGUUCAUCAUUGGAUGGAACCUCGUCGUGACUACUAUUAUUUGCCUUGUUAUAAAUUUGGUGAUUCCUUUACGCAUGCCGGAAGCAGAUUUGCUGAUCGGGGACGACGCCGUUCACGGCGAGGAGGCCUACGCCUUGUGGGGUGAUGGAGAGAAGUACGAUCCUACUAAGCAUGACAUUUAUUCUGAUGAUACAUUGCACCCUAAGCCAUCCAGUGGCGCUACUCAGGUGGUCUAGAGAGGAGGACGGUGGAUGCAUGUCUUCUUCAUAUUCAUUAAACAUCCGCGGCUUUCCGCCUGCCUGCCGGCCAGCCCCAACCCAAAAGAAGUCAAGGGCGAUGUAAUUUUCUUUGCAUGGUGAUUUACAGAAAAAUGUUUAUUUAUUGUAUUGUGAAAACAUCAGCCAAUAAAAGUAUAAUGUAGCUCUUUGGGCUUUAUCUUGUGGACGUAGGUCAUAAACCGAACUAUGUGUUGUAAAAUCAAAGUAAAUAAUAAGACAAGAUAAAGAGAUUGUAAAUAUGAAACUAGUUCUUCAGGAACUAUGAAUGAUUCUUCUCUAUAA
This is a messenger RNA of Alnus glutinosa, 1841 nucleotides long. RefSeq names its product ammonium transporter 3 member 1-like. The record is from RefSeq and is a predicted model, not a curated record. Bases 51 to 1517 code for a protein of 488 amino acids. Gene Ontology annotation, biological process: ammonium transmembrane transport. Gene Ontology annotation, cellular component: plasma membrane. Gene Ontology annotation, molecular function: ammonium channel activity. The transcript has 3 exons. NCBI's taxonomy places the organism in Eukaryota, Viridiplantae, Streptophyta, Magnoliopsida, Fagales, Betulaceae.